Messenger RNA from Paramuricea clavata, 405 nucleotides. NCBI's taxonomy places the organism in Eukaryota, Metazoa, Cnidaria, Anthozoa, Malacalcyonacea, Plexauridae. The record is from the annotation of a GenBank genome assembly.
AUGUUGAAUAGACAGCUAUUAGCAUAUGUUUAUAUUCCUAUUCAACGUGAAUGUGAUAUUUUUGUGAGCAACUGGAAUUCCCACAGAAUCCGUCAUCAGGACGAUCUGUCGCUUCCUACAGGAAUUCCAAAUCACAUAUUUUCCUUCCCUGAGAAGUACGGAGGAAAUCAUUGUGGUAUUCCUGUCACACAAGAUGCGUUAGAAGAAGUGGCAGAAGUUUUGGGCUUACUUGAAGACAACCCAGAAAUUUACAUCCAUGACGAAAGAAUUAAACAUGCGUGUGAACAGUGUUUACCUGAACCAUCGAAAGUUGAUUCAGUCAGUGCAAAAGACGCUUACCUGUUUCUUAAACAAAAUAUUUCUAAUGACAUUAAUUCUAUUAACAGUAACUUCAAUUCGCGUUAA